AUGUACAUAAUUUCAGAUGGUGAUGCAGAAUAUUCUAAUAGUUUAUACAGCGAAGAAGUAGAAAGUAAAACAAAUAGUGAAAAACAAUCAAUUUAUCGUGAAAAUGAAUAUGAAAGCAGUGAUGAAAAUUUAAUAGAUGGUGAAAAUGAAAUCGAAGUAUUUCUAUAUGUUUGUACAGCAUCAAUAGAUGAUGCUGAAAUAUUAGUAAAAAGCAGUUUUUUUGAUAGAGAAUUAGAUAUAUCAGCUGAUUAUAUAAUAAAAAAAAUUUUAGUUGCUACAAAAAAAAAAAAUAAUAAUUGUAAUAAAAAAAUACUUAAUUGGGAUAACCGAACUAUAUAUUUUAUAAUUUGUAAUGAAAAAAAAUUAGCUUUUUUUUUAAUUGGAUUAGAUACAAAAGCAUAUUUUAAAAAUUAUGUUUUUGAAUUUUUAAAAAAAUUAGAAAUAUGUGUAAAAUCAGAUCUAUUUUAUAAUCAAAAUUAUAAUAUAAAUAAUAUCAACCCAUCCAAGUUAUAUACUAUGGAGUCUUAUAUGAGGAAGACACUUAGAAAUUUAAACAAGUGCUGUAAAGAUGAAAAAAUAUUAGCUGUUAAACAAAAAUUAAAUAAAAUAAAUUCUGUCAUGAAUAAUCAUAUAGACAAAUUAUACGAAUCCGGAGGAAACAUCAAAGCAUUACAAUAUAAAACUGAAGAUAUGUCAAAAAAUACUUUAAAUUUUGCUCAAAAUAGCAAAAAAUUAAAAAGAUUUAUGUUUUUUAAAUAUUGGAAAACAUAUGCAUUUUUGGCUUGCUUUGUUCUUGUUGGAUUUAAGAUAUAUCGCUCUCUUUGA
This is a messenger RNA of Plasmodium vinckei vinckei, 825 nucleotides long. Its product is annotated as SNARE protein, putative. The transcript has a single exon. Lineage: Eukaryota; Apicomplexa; Aconoidasida; Haemosporida; Plasmodiidae. The coding region runs from base 1 to 825 and encodes 274 amino acids. The record is from RefSeq and is a predicted model, not a curated record.